Molecule: messenger RNA, 1428 nt
Organism: Camellia sinensis
Lineage: Eukaryota; Viridiplantae; Streptophyta; Magnoliopsida; Ericales; Theaceae
Product: protein PAL OF QUIRKY
Molecular function (GO): protein binding
Source: RefSeq, a predicted model, not a curated record
UCCUUAGGCUUGAAGAGAGAGGCUAAUCCAAAGCAUCUUCAACUCUCUUCCUCGUCUCUCUCUCCUUUCCUCUGAAGUAGUCUCUCUCUUCUUCGUUUUUCUCAUAAAUCUAAAACACGUGGACUCCAUUUCUCUUGAAUCAUGGUCGGACCUUCUCUCAACACUCAACAAAACCUCACCCUCAAACCCAACGCCGCCGCCAACAUCAAGUUCCUCUGCAGUUACGGCGGCAAGAUCCUCCCCCGUUAUCCUGACGGCAAGCUCCGUUACCACGGUGGCGAAACACGUGUCCUCGCCGUUGACCGCUCCAACUCCUUUGCCGAGCUAAUGGUGAAGAUGGGAGAGUUAUGCGGUGGUACGUCGGUGAGUCUGCGGUGUCAGCUUCCGACUGAAGAUCUUGAUGCUUUGGUAUCGAUCACCUCCGAUGAAGAUCUCUCCAAUCUCAUCGAAGAAUACGAUCGAGCCUCCUCACCACCUCUCAAGAUCAGAGCCUUUCUCUCGCUGCCCAAAUCCGCCAAAAAACUCUCUCCUCCUCCUUCCUCCGCCGCCGCUGGUUCGUCUUCUAGAUUUCCGAUCGCCGCCGCGAAUCGGUGCAUCCACCAGAUAUGGAAGCCGGUAAGGGAAGAGAUUCCAAGUUUCUUCUCAAGAUGGAACCAAGUAAUGGGUGUUGGGCAUCUCAGGAUGACUACUAGCAUUUUGUGUCAGGACCAUAUGCGCUUUCGAUUGAAGUUUUUUCCUUUGACAAAGCGAUGGGAACACACUACUAAGGCAUUGAUUUCAUGCAAUGGAUUGACAUCAGAGAUGGCAACAUCAUGGAUCCCACUGCGAUAUUCUAUUGCCUAAGACAGGCGUUGUAGGUUAUUAGUCAAUUUCUGCAACUACGAGCCUACUAUGAUGGUGUGUAUACCAGAAAGGAAUGAAAAGGCGGUGCCGUGGAGUAUAUGCGAAGAACAGUGCAUCUGAAUUGGAGGAAAUGGGCUUUGGACAGUUUGAAGAGAAGGCAAGGGCUGAAUGAAAGAAAGGACCAAGACAGUGGCAACUGUUUUACUACCACAUGCCUCGACUGCUCUGGAGGAUAUUGGCUUACCAGAAAUGUUUGGGAGCACUAAUUUGGCACAAUUUAUUUAUCUCUAAUGACGUGAAAUAGAUUAUGUGAAGGAGUGAGCCCGCACUUCUCUCUAUCGCUCUCAAUUCUCUCUUCCACCUUAUUAAGGGUAGAUUAGGAGUGUUAUAUUGGUGAACUGUUGUAUGAUUGAUUGGCUUACCGGGUGUGAAUUUGGAUUUGAGUCUUAUCUGUUAGGUGAUAUUGUAUUUAUUUUUUAUUUUUUUUAAGGAUUGUAAAUAAAUAAAUUAAUUAAGAGUCUUAAGGAUUCACAAAAGCUGACACUAUUACAUUUAUUGGAUUUAUAUAACGUGGGUGUUUGGGAA